Molecule: messenger RNA, 2235 nt
Organism: Conger conger (European conger)
Lineage: Eukaryota; Metazoa; Chordata; Actinopteri; Anguilliformes; Congridae
Product: rho-related GTP-binding protein RhoA-C-like
Exons: 5
Coding region: 102-683 (193 amino acids)
Biological process (GO): small GTPase-mediated signal transduction; cell migration; stress fiber assembly
Cellular component (GO): dendritic spine; cleavage furrow
Molecular function (GO): GTPase activity; GTP binding
Source: RefSeq, a predicted model, not a curated record
CGUGCAGGUAGGCGGGAGUUAUUGGUGUGGUAGCGAGAAAGGGCGGGGUUUAUAGUCGGACCGAAAAAGAAGGAAAGCGGAGACACCCGAGAAAACAAACGAUGGCUGCGAUCCGUAAGAAGUUGGUGAUCGUUGGGGAUGGUGCCUGUGGGAAGACCUGUUUGCUCAUUGUCUUCAGCAAGGACCAGUUCCCCGAGGUGUAUGUGCCCACAGUGUUUGAGAACUACGUGGCAGACAUAGAGGUGGACGGCAAACAGGUGGAGCUGGCUCUGUGGGACACGGCAGGGCAGGAGGACUAUGACAGGCUCCGCCCCCUCUCCUACCCCGACACUGAUGUCAUCCUCAUGUGCUUCUCAAUCGACAGCCCCGACAGCCUGGAAAAUAUUCCGGAGAAGUGGACGCCGGAGGUGAAGCACUUCUGUCCCAACGUUCCCAUCAUCCUGGUGGGGAACAAGAAGGACCUGCGGAAUGACGAUCACACGCGCCGGGAGCUGGCCAAGAUGAAGCAGGAGCCGGUAAAGCCAGAAGAGGGCCGCGACAUGGCGCACCGCAUCAAUGCGUUCGGCUACCUGGAGUGCUCGGCCAAGACUAAGGACGGCGUGCGGGAGGUUUUCGAAAUGGCCACCAGGGCAGCGCUGCAAGCCAAGAAGCGCGGAAAGAAGAACGCCUGUCUGCUGCUAUAGAGGGCUGUGGACAGGGGAAGGGCGGGGCAGAGGGGCGAGCAGAAGAGGUGUGAGGUGUGGGGAUGGUAAAGGGAGAAAGCCGCAGGAAAAGAGCUGCUUUUGCAGACAGGCCAGUGUGAUAGAAGGGCAGAGACCUUUCCAUUUACACUUUUUUGUGUCUUCCUUUGAGAGUCAUUUAAGUCGGUCACUUUUCAGAUAAAAAGAAAAGGCUUCUGCCAUUCAAAGAUGAGAGACUGUUCUUGCAGCGUGAAGAUGAGAGCAUGGAUUUCUCUCUGCAUGCUUGCAGGGGUUCCUUCUGUGUGUCUGUGUAGACAUGUAAGUGUUGGUCUGUUUGGUCUGCCAUUUUCUAUUGAUGUCUGAGUCUCUCUGGCUGAGCGUUUGAGGGCACUGACUCAUCCUCUGCCUUUAAUGUGUCUGCUGUUCCCCAAAUCGGGUGUGGAGCCCCUCCCUGCACCUCUCCUCUCGCACGCUGUCCCUUGUCUGGAUUUCCACACCUCUCACAGUCAGGCGUAGCAGAAAAACAAACUGGACAAAAGUAUCACAGAUCCAGUUAAAUAGUUGAACCAACCAGCAAUUUAUUUUUUGAGUUAUUUAAAUAUCUGUUGUUGUUUUUUUGUUGGUUUUUUUAACAUUUGCAUUUGUGUAUAAAAUUCACUUUAAUAAUUACAAAAAAAGCUAAUUCAUCCUGUGAGUGUUUUGUAUGCUUCUUUGGGGGUUGUAGAUUUUUUAAAAUCAAAUUGAGUAGCUUGGUUUCAACGGUUUGUUUUGUUUGAGUGGGGUGUAGAUUUCAAUUUCAUGAAAGGAAGACAACACCUGCUGUGGACCUACAGAAUGCCCUUCUUUGUAUGGGGAUUUGAAAAGGGGUAUAGUUUUGUAAUUACUACAGAAGUAAGAUUUUAGCAAAAUUCUGAUAAUUUGCUGUUUGCUGCACAACGCUUCAGUGCAUUUUGACUGUAGGCACUGGGCAGCUCUACAUUUUGAGUGUAGGCAUCGGCCCGCUCUACAUUUUGAAUGUUCGUAUCGGGCCGCUUUAAAUUUGGAGUGAGUUUUGGUGACGGGGCGCUCUAUAUUUUGAGUGUGGGUGACUGGCCACUCUAUAUUUUGAGUGUGGGUGAUGGGCUGCUCUAUAUUUUGAGUGUGGGUGAUGGGCCGCUCUAAAUUUGGAGUGAGUGUUGGUGACGGACUGCUCUGUGUUUGGUGUGUGUAUGUACAAAAAUCCACUUCCCCUCCAUUUUUUACAGCCCUUUCCCUCUUAUUAUUUUGAUUUCUUGUCUGUUUCUUUAUUUGUUCUUGUACUGUAUAUUUAACCAUGUGAAAUUCUACUGGUUUGUCCUGAAUUUUUAUUCUCUUUUGAAAAGUUUAUAACCUUACAAAAUAAAAUAUAAAAAAGAAUAAAAUAAAUUAUGUUCAUAGGGAAUGACAUCUUUUCUUUAAAAAAAAAAUACCAUACGUAAAAUGUUGUAUGCAGAAAACCUUUUGUACAAAUGAUGCAUAUAGAAAUUUCCUCAGUCUGCUUUUAAAAGUACUUUUAAAAUAAAUUGUUUUUAGGGUU